Molecule: messenger RNA, 3661 nt
Organism: Melanotaenia boesemani (Boeseman's rainbowfish)
Lineage: Eukaryota; Metazoa; Chordata; Actinopteri; Atheriniformes; Melanotaeniidae
Product: ATP-dependent RNA helicase DDX19B
Exons: 12
Coding region: 148-1614 (488 amino acids)
Biological process (GO): poly(A)+ mRNA export from nucleus
Cellular component (GO): cytoplasmic stress granule; nucleus
Molecular function (GO): RNA helicase activity; RNA binding; ATP binding
Source: RefSeq, a predicted model, not a curated record
CUUAGGCUGUUGCACACCAGUCCAGAUUCGGGUUUGGCACGCCAUUGUGGCAAAUAGUUACCGUCACGUUACUGAGUAAUCAUUCCGAGUUUGAAUCCAUAGCUUAAUUAUUACGAGUGCACCAGUAAUAUCACAAACUGCCCCACCAUGGCUACAGACUCCUGGGCACUGGCAGUGGAUGAGCAAGAAGCCGCGGCAGAAUCGAUCGGUAGCCUUCAAAUAAAAGAUAAACCGGAAGAAAAUGGCACGGUUGCAAACGCAUCAAACUCUAGCAGCACAACUGCAAAAUCAGACGCCGAAGGCGAAAGCAAAACUACAGAUGAUGACGACAAAGAGGAUAAAGCAGCACAAUCAUUACUGAACAAGUUGAUCAGGAAUAAUCUCGUCAACACAACAAAUCAAGUGGAGGUUCUUCAAAAGGAUCCCAACUCUCCGCUUUACUCUGUAAAAUCAUUUGAAGAAUUGCGCCUCAAACCACAGCUGCUUCAGGGAGUGUAUGCUAUGGGAUUCAAUCGGCCAUCCAAAAUCCAGGAAACUGCCUUACCUAUGAUGUUGGCUGAGCCUCCACAGAACCUGAUUGCUCAGUCUCAGUCAGGAACCGGUAAAACAGCUGCCUUUGUCCUGGCCAUGCUCAGCCAUGUUGACCCCAACAACAAAUACCCCCAGUGCCUGUGUGUGUCCCCCACCUAUGAACUGGCACUUCAGACUGGUAAAGUCAUCGAGCAGAUGGGCAAAUAUUAUCCUGAAGUCAAACUAGUUUAUGCCAUUAGAGGAAAUAAAUUGCAGCGGGGUAUGAAACUGCAGGAGCAGAUAGUCAUUGGCACACCUGGUACCAUGCUGGACUGGGUCAGUAAAUUUAAAUUUAUUGACCCGAAAAAGAUCAAAGUGUUUGUCUUGGAUGAGGCGGAUGUCAUGAUCGCCACACAGGGUCACCAGGAUCAGAGUAUCCGAAUCCAAAGGAUGCUGCCUAAAAACUGCCAGAUGUUGCUGUUCUCAGCCACGUUUGAAGAGACUGUUUGGAACUUUGCUCAGCGUAUCGUGCCUGAUCCCAACAUCAUUAAGCUGAAGAGGGAGGAGGAGACACUGGAUACUAUCAAACAGUACUAUGUGUUGUGCACCAGUAAGGAGGAGAAGUUCCAAGCCCUCUGUAACAUCUAUGGAGCCAUCACCAUCGCUCAGGCCAUGAUCUUCUGUCACACAAGGAAGACUGCAGGCUGGUUGGCAGGCGAGCUGUCCAGAGAAGGCCACCAGGUAGCACUGCUCAGUGGAGAAAUGCAGGUGGAACAGAGGGCUGCUGUCAUCGAACGCUUCAGAGAUGGAAAGGAGAAAGUCUUGGUGACCACAAAUGUUUGUGCUCGAGGCAUAGAUGUGGAGCAGGUUUCCGUGGUGAUCAAUUUUGACUUGCCAGUUGACAAGGAUGGUAACCCUGACAACGAGACAUACCUGCACAGGAUUGGACGCACGGGCCGAUUUGGGAAAAGGGGACUGGCCAUCAACAUGGUGGACAGUAAGAUGAGCAUGAACAUCCUCAACAGGAUCCAGGAGCAUUUCAAUAAGAAAAUUGAAAGACUAGACACAGAUGAUCUGGAUGAAAUCGAGAAAAUUGCCAGCUAAAGGAGAGGGAGUAAUCACAUUGAGGACGCUGGCCCAACUUCCCUUUCUCUUCACUCUCCAAGGACUGUAUGCUCCUACAUUGUUUUAUGCUUUUAUCUUUUAUUUUUAGCUGUUGGAGAAAAGAGCAAAAACACUCACAGAGCGUAUGUUUACAUGUGGACAUGUCUCCUCUCAGACAAGUGUUUUGUAUUUUUCUGGAACAUACCCUAUUUCACUCUUUGUACUUCUUCGAAUAAAGUCUGAGCUUAUUGAUGUGUAUUGUGAUGCUGAAAAGAUCAGACAUAGUCAGCUAUUUCACACACGAUUUGUUAAACCACUUUUUAAUAUUGGCAUGAUACAAGAUCAGUUGUAAAGACUUAACUAAAAUUAUCAAAGAAAAAAUAUUGUAUGUGCCACUUUUUUCAAUUUAAAGAAAAUAACUAAAUCAUGUGAACAGCUACAGCUUCUGCCAUGCUGUUUCAUCUUUCAAACAUCAGUACAAAGGGUGAACUUGGGUAUGCUGCUUCGAGUGGUAGUUAAAUCAUUGUUUUUCAGAUGGUGAUGGUUGGGGUUUAAGGGUCUAUGCAAACUUAUCAACCUGUGAUAGAUAUCAAAUGCUAUCAAUCUGUAUUUACAUGACAAAUGAAUUCUGAAAUAACCUCAUGUUUAGCAUCAGGGUGUGUAGUCAAAUGCCAAAAAAAAGGCUGCCUAGAGAUAUUACAUUACUAACUUUAGGAAAUAGAGAUUUAAAUGUUUCUGUGAUUAACCACAAAUCACUCAUCAGCCAAACAUCUCUUACGCAUGCCAUCUCUGUUUUUUCACACUCAAAAAUGGCCAUCAUCAGAACAAGCUUGGCACCACUGCUGAGCAGUCAUAAGUCUUUUGUUACUUCAUCAGAAUCAUAAAAUCUCAUUUAAACUCAAAAUGUGACCAGCACGGUCCGAUGUGAUUUGUCUUUUUGUGUCUCACCGUUUCAUAGAACAUUUUAAAUCAGGGUUUCCAGUUUGACUUAAGCUGAACUACAUUUUUCACUCAGACUGUGCCGUUAUAAGGAUUGUGAGUUUAAAAAAAAAAAGCGCAAUGCCUUCCUCAAGUGCAUUAUAUAUUCAUAUGAUUUUGUUAUUGAUAUUCUAAGACAUUGGGCUUAAUAUUCUGACUGACACUUGAAAUUCUGAUUAUAUAUUGAAUUACGGGCGUCUCUAGGAUGUGUGAAUUAUCUUUUUUAAACCAAAUGCUGAGAUGACUUGAGGACCUAUGCUAAUCAGACCCUCUGUGCUCCAUCAUGGUUGCAUGGAUAACAAAAAAAAACAUGUACUUGUGUACAUAUUUAAAAUUUUAUUUUAAAGGAAAAAGUGUGACUGAACUGAGUGUCACUUCUAAGAAGUGUCAAAACAUUCCGCAUGAGGUUCAGUUUAGACAGAUGCAGCACAGUGGGCCUAAAUCAGUUCACAUUGCAUUGGUUGGGGAACUGAGAAAAAAAAUGUCUGACAUUUUGAUCAAUGCACUGGAACGUUAGAAGAAGUGACUGGUCAGUCUGAAGCUGCAACAAACCUCAUCUGUCUGCCAGCAGCAUGAAGAAGACUGCUGCUGGUAGUCUGGUUUUAAUGGACUGUUUAUGGACCUUUUACUGGAAAACCACUCAACUCGCUGAACAGAUGCAGCCAAAUUAAAAGAAAGUGACCAUGUGCUGAAAAUACAGAAUGGUCUGAAGACUUUUGGGGGGGUGGAAAGAAGCAGUGAAUGCAGUUUUAUUAGGACACUCUGAUGUAUACAUUAUCAGUGAGUGUGUGCACUUUGUUAAUCCAUAUUGUGAUGCCACUGUGUGAGAGCCAUGGACACAGUAGUUUUGGCUAUCGAACUACACACUUUUCCUUGCUUGCUUUACAUCUUAAUUCUACCUACAAAAUCCAUUUCAUAAGCGAGUAUACUAACUUGGCUUAAAGCAAGCUGUCUGUCAUCAGUAGACAAUGAUAGAUUCAAAGCGUGUAGUUUUCUGUAGCUGAGCUGCGUUCAUGGACACAGUUAUGUAUUCUUAAUAUGUUGAAUUAAAAGAACAUAUAGAUGUUCA